AUGCCCUCACUCUUUUCCUGGCUGCGGCGGCUCUACUCGCUCGACACCCUUGACACUCGCUUUACAUCCUCCGCCUCUGCGCCUGCCCAGGCCGCCGCCGACACGCGACCUCCCGCCGCCAAAGAUGCCCGCGCCAACGCUAUCGCCCAGAACGCGCAUGCGCCGCUUUGGCGUACUCCAGAGUUCUUCGUUUACUAUCUCUUCUUCAUCACACUGGUUCCACUGAUGUUCAAGACGGUCGUGGAUGCUUCGAAGGAGAACCACCCGAUCUAUGCCAAGUACUCGCAUCUGUUGUCUCCAGGCUGGGUUCCUGGCCGUUUGAUGGACAACUCGGACGCCCAAUAUGCGAGCUUUCACGACAACAUCCCUUACCUUGUAGCGCUCCUCGUUGCGCACCCGCUACUCCGCCGUGUUUAUAACAUGUUUUCGGCUCGUUUAACGGAAUCCUCAACUUCCUCCGCGGCAGCUGCCGGUGACGCUCAGCGCGAACAGCGCAUGCGAUUUGAUUUUGGAUUUGGGUUGGUGUUUCUUGCCGCCAUUCAUGGGCUAUCUGCUAUCAAGAUCCUUUUCAUCUUCAACAUUAAUUACCGAAUUGCCAAAAGCCUCCCUCGGUCCUACGUCCCCGCUGCCACUUGGGUCUUCAACAUCGGCAUCUUAUUCGCCAACGAGCUAUGCCAUGGAUACCCUCUGGAGCCGAUUGCAAUGGCGCUAUCUCCUGGUAGCGGAACGCCAGGAGAUAAAGGCACGCUGCUGGUGCAGUGGGCUCGGACACUGGAUGGAUUUGGAGGGUUAAUGCCGCGAUGGGAGGUUCUCUUCAAAGUUACCCUCCUGCGCCUGAUCAGUUUCAACAUGGACUACCACUGGAGUCUCGACUACCCAUCGGCAAGUCCAAUUGAAAAGAAACAACUCGACCCUGCGGCCCUAUCUGAUAGAGAUCGCGUCAAGAUCCCCGCAGAACCGGCUGCUUUCAACAUGCGUAACUAUAUCGCCUAUCUACUCUAUUCCCCCUUAUACCUUGCUGGGCCUAUUGUCACAUUCAACGACUACGUCUCGCAGCAACGACACACUCCACUAUCGCUCACUAGCACCCGCACCAUCCUCUACGGCAUCCGGUUCUUCCUCACCCUGCUCUGCAUGGAACUUAUCCUCCACUACAUCUACGCAGUAGCAAUCUCCAAGUCCUCCCCGGACUGGUCGAUCUUCAGCCCGGGCCAACUCAGCAUGCUCGCCUUCUUCAACCUCCACAUCAUCUGGCUCAAGCUCCUCAUUCCCUGGCGAUUUUUCCGUCUGUGGGCUCUUGUCGACGGCAUCGAUCCCCCGGAAAACAUGGUCCGCUGCAUGUCCAACAACUACUCCGCUUUUGCAUUUUGGCGCGGCUGGCACCGUUCCUUCAACCGCUGGAUCGUGCGAUACAUCUACAUCCCACUGGGUGGUGGCGGUGGAGGCCAGCGUCCUGCCAACAGCAAACCCACCACCUCUCCCCCGUCGGCCGGAUUCGGCGCCAAGUUACAGAAAAUCCGUAACUUCCUGCUCGUCUUCACCUUCGUUGCGCUUUGGCACGAUAUCAAUCUCCGCCUGCUUAUGUGGGGUUGGCUGGUUACGCUGUUCGUCUUGCCGGAAGUGCUGGCUACCAUGGCGUUCCCCGCUAAACGCUGGAACUCCCGGCCAACGGCGUAUCGGGUGCUCUGUGGUAUCGGAAGUGUAGGCAAUAUCCUCAUGAUGAUGGCUGCGAAUUUGGUUGGCUUUGCGCUCGGUCUGGACGGGCUGAACGACUUGCUUGUUAGUCUGACGAGCUCGUACAUGGGACUCACGUACAUGGUCUCGUGCUGUGUGGUGCUCUUUGUCGGAGUGCAGGUGAUGUUCGAGAUCCGGGAGGGAGAGUUGCGCGCGGGCAUCAAUUUGAAGUGCUGA
Molecule: messenger RNA, 1911 nt
Organism: Penicillium lagena
Lineage: Eukaryota; Fungi; Ascomycota; Eurotiomycetes; Eurotiales; Aspergillaceae
Product: putative glycerol:H+ symporter (Gup1)
Exons: 4
Coding region: 1-1911 (636 amino acids)
Biological process (GO): GPI anchor biosynthetic process
Cellular component (GO): endoplasmic reticulum
Source: RefSeq, a predicted model, not a curated record